Chlorella variabilis is the source of this 975-nucleotide messenger RNA. RefSeq lists its product as hypothetical. Bases 1 to 975 code for a protein of 324 amino acids. Lineage: Eukaryota; Viridiplantae; Chlorophyta; Trebouxiophyceae; Chlorellales; Chlorellaceae. The transcript has 4 exons. The record is from RefSeq and is a predicted model, not a curated record. Gene Ontology annotation, molecular function: protein binding.
AUGAGCUUGCUGGAGGAAGCAGCUUCAGCAGUGGAACGCAACGACGUGCAAAGGCUGCGGGCAGCACUUGGGCAGCAGCCCAGCCUACUCUCCGUCAGGGACAGUGACGGCUGUACGCUGCUGCACGUGGCUGCAGUCAAGGGCAACCCAGAUUGCCUGCGGAUCUUGCUGGCGGCUGGUGCCAGCAUAGAGGCAGCCAGCACUGAGGAGGGGGCCACAGCUCUGUUCGUUGCGGCGCUGGAGGGCCACGAGGCCUGCGUGCGGGAGCUGCUGGCGGCAGGGGCAAACACUGAAGCGGCUGCCAGCAAUGGGGAGAAGCCGCUGCACACUGCCGCUCUGGGAGGCCACCUGGGCUGCCUGCUGCAGCUGCUGCAUGCUGGAGCUGACGUCGACGUUGUGGAUGAUGUCAGAGGCCACGAGGCAUGUGUGCAGGCGCUGCUGGCAGCUGGAUCCGAUAUAGACGCAGCAGACCGGCAUGGGCAGACAGCGCUGCUCAUGGCAGCUUUUGAGGGCCACGAGGCAUUCAUGGCUAGCCGGCGGGAAGCAGCACAGCUGCUGCUGGAGCUGGAGCAGCAGAAGGCGAGAAGGCGCCAGAGAGGUGUGCCAAGCAGCAGGGCCCCAAGCCAGGAGCAGGCUGAAGCCCCGGGGCCUGGCCCAGCCUCCAUGGCAGCUGCCGAGGCGGCCGCUGCAGCCGAGGCUGCUGCUGCCCAGCUGCUGGCAGAGGAGGAGCGCGAGGAGGAGCAGCAGGCGGCCAGGCAGGCAGCCAACGCCGCCAAGCGGCAGCGACAGAAGGAGCGGCAGCGCCAGCGGGCUGCUCUGCCGGCAGGAGAGGCAUGCGCAGAUUCCACGGCAGAGACGUCAACCACAGCAGCAGCGGCACCAGUGGCUGCACCGGCAACAGCAGCGGCACGUGUCAGGGUGUGCGCAGCAGAGGGCUGCGGCAACACGAGCGGCCUGCGUCGCUGCAGCGGGUGA